GCCAAAUUUCUGGACCAAAACAGUGCAGUUGCUCUUGUUGUUCUCCGGUGGCCUUGGUGUUCAUCACCGGUUUGUCAUGGACACGGUUAAGACGGCAAGUGUUCGUGCCUAUGUGGACAGUGCCUGGUUGAAUCCAGGGAUCACCACGGAUGAAUUGCGAUAUGAGAAACAGCAGUUGACUGAUGCGCGGCGCAAACGCUGUACGUUGGGUUUCAAGGAACGAAUGGAGGCAGAUGCUGAGUGCAAGCAAGCCUACCAACAGGUGAUGGACAUGCGAAAAAACGAGCUCCAAAGGAAAGCGCUCGACCAGAUGGUGGCCAACAUGCGCCCCGCACCGGAGUUAAGGGCGCCUAAGGUGAUUUGCCACAACCCGCGUGGGGCAAAGUGACAGAAGAGGAGUGAACAGCCAGAUGCGUCAGUGUUUGCUGUGGAAACAGGUCGUCUGAGCAUCGAUGACACAAUAAGUGUCGGCAAGUUUGUUAGCGUUGGAUUUGCCCUCAGAGAGGUGAGGGGUCAUGGUCUCUGGAAGUGAUGGAGCCGACAUUGCACAUGACGCGUGCCUCAAUACAACAGAAGCUGCAAAGAUGGCUCAACCAGCAGUCACAUCAGCUUCCAAAUGUCAAGAUCCUCUUGAGAUCCUUCAACGACCCCAACGUGCCCGCCAUGCCAUUGUGGCGGCACGGUUGACGUCGACCGUCUAAGACUUGGUCGUCUUUUCGGUGCCCUUCCGCGUAUCCCAGAAUCACCGUCCGAAUUUUCGCUUUGGAAGGAGUUGAUGGUUGAAUAGCUCAAAG
Molecule: messenger RNA, 794 nt
Organism: Cladocopium goreaui
Lineage: Eukaryota; Dinophyceae; Suessiales; Symbiodiniaceae
Source: the annotation of a GenBank genome assembly